Helicoverpa zea (corn earworm) is the source of this 1661-nucleotide messenger RNA. Its product is annotated as ommochrome-binding protein-like. Bases 337 to 1188 code for a protein of 283 amino acids. The transcript has a single exon. The record is from RefSeq and is a predicted model, not a curated record. NCBI's taxonomy places the organism in Eukaryota, Metazoa, Arthropoda, Insecta, Lepidoptera, Noctuidae.
CCUUUGCGAACAUAUCUGCUUUGAUGUUAACUUUAAUUACUUACGUUUAUUUACGUCGCAUUCCGUUGUGACUUCUAAAAAUAUCUUGGAAUAAUGUACUUAAAAACACGUAGAUUUAUUGGAGUUCCUAAAUGCACGACAUAUAAUGAAAACCUGACGGAAAAGUGAUAUAUCUUAAUCAUGGGCUGUUUUUCAUUCAGAGGGUUAUCUACACAAAAAUAGCAGUAUUAAAUAACUUGUGUCGUACAUUAAUAAUCGUAUAGAAUUUCAUUGAUUGCAGUCAGUAUUGAAUCUACCUAACAACGCAAAGGGCGUAUUGUUAAUUUUGUGGCAAUAAUGAAGUUUCUUUUUGUUUUGAUUUGUGUGAUACUCGGGAGUUGGGCUAAAGCAACACAUAAACAAGAGCACCAUAACUCAACAGUAUGUGAAGGCGUGCACGUACACGGGAAACUGCACAAAAGACAUGUCAUCAUGAACGGAAUCAAUCGUCCCUACCAGCUGGCCAUUUACAAUCACGAACACAAGAUAUAUUUCAGCUACAAUGUCGGAGAAGACACCCAGGACACCUUCGGAAUUGCCUAUGUGAAGAUAAACGAUACAAUGCCGACCGAAAUAAACGGAAUAAAAAACGGAUUCGCCGUCGCCGUGGACGAGCACAAUAAAAUUGUGUUUUUCGGGGGAAGCGACGGCAUCUACUCCCACAAUCUAACACAUCCGGGAGGCUUGAAGCACCUCGUUAAGGACCGUGACAUUUGGGACAUGCAGUUCUUAAACCACCACUUAUUCUUUAUACAGUACCCCUCCCAGCGGCUGCACAAAUACGACUUCAAAGAACAUAAUGUAUCACUUCAAGAACAUAUUAAGGAAAAAAUAUACCAGUUCGUCAUCGAUGGAGAUGGUGACACUUUUAUAACGACUAGAGAUGGCUUGUUCGAGAUAAAGAAAGGGGCAAAUCAUCGCGUCCCCUAUGAAGGCCCUAAAGUGUUUAGGGCCAUAGAAGUAAAUCACAAAGGCGUUGCACACUUCUGCGCUAAAAGUGCCAUCUACGUAGCGCACAAAGAAAACCACACACUGAUAGAAAUAGCUAGCAUUAAAAAUAUUUUCGGGAUAACUUUUGAUAGUGAGGACCAUAUUAUUUAUUCGAAUCCCCACGAAAUUGUGAAACUUGUACCUCAUGACUGUAAGUAGACAUUGUAAAAGGUACCUACGUAUCCUCCCACCUCAUAAAUACUAUGUUGGUAGUUGGUUCGAAAUUAUUUUUAAAUAUUUAGUAAGAAAAUUGUGUAUAACUUUGCUAGGUGUUCAACUUUUCAACACCUACUUCAGCUAUUAACAUGAUUUUAGUGCAUAUGCGCACAAUAUUUUUAUUAAUUAAAAAUAUCAUGAAUUUAGUCAAUAGUCAUAAAUCAUAAUGCCCUUUUCAGAAAUUAUUGUUACUUCAGCAAAAUGCAUGAGGCAUGAGGUACCAGGGUAAUAGCGUUUGAGAGUUGUCUCUUUAUAGAAAAGGACAAUCUGAUCUGUCUCGCUUCCGCGAUGGAGGGUCGCACCCUCUUCCGAUUUCCCCAACCCUCCACGUUUCUGUCCAAUCCUCGCUGGGUCUAUUCAGAUUUCCAAAUCUUUGGAAAUAAAACUUUUAAAAGUCGUAAAGUAAAAAUAAAAAA